Molecule: messenger RNA, 996 nt
Organism: Coffea arabica (coffee)
Lineage: Eukaryota; Viridiplantae; Streptophyta; Magnoliopsida; Gentianales; Rubiaceae
Product: large ribosomal subunit protein bL17c
Biological process (GO): translation
Cellular component (GO): cytosolic large ribosomal subunit; ribosome
Molecular function (GO): structural constituent of ribosome
Source: RefSeq, a predicted model, not a curated record
UUAUCCGUCUACAACACUGGACAUCCCCAUCCCCUGCCACCCCUGCCCUGCAAGACCAUCCCCGUAGUUGUCAAAAAAUCAGGCACCAGCACAGAGCAGAGAGCACUGAAUCUAUCAUCCACCAGCGGCAAAAGCAUGGCAUGUUGUGGGAGCUCCACAGCAUUUGCAACGUGGAGCAUAUCAUCCCUUAAAUCAGUCCUGCCUUCAGUUCCAGUUCAGAGAACUCCUCCACUUCACUUUUCAAUUGGGUCUUCCCCAACUCGCCUCAGGGUCGCUACUCUGCGCAAUUCCGGUCCGGGACUUCUUCAGUCUUUCGUGGGUCUUGCCCCUUUGAACCCCCUUCUGUCCCUUUCUUCUCUAGAUUCAUUUGGCUUUGAGCAUUCUUUUACCACCAUUGACAAUGGGGGCCGAUUCUUUGCUAUGAGACAUGGAAGGAAGGUACCUAAACUCAAUAGGCCCCCAGACCAACGACGUGCGCUCUUGCGUAGCCUGACUACUCAGCUGCUAAAACAUGGGCGAAUCAAGACCACAAGAGCAAGGGCCAGUGCUAUGAGAAAGUAUGUUGACAAGAUGAUUACAUUGGCUAAAGAUGGUUCUCUGCAUAAGAGAAGGCAAGCCCUUGGAUUUAUUUAUGAGAAGCAGAUUGUUCAUGCAUUGUUUGCUGAGGUCCAGGAGAGGUAUGGAGACAGGAAUGGAGGUUACACAAGGAUAAUUAGAACCCUACCCAGACGAGGGGACAAUGCACCCAUGGCUUUCAUUGAGCUGGUGUAAAUUGUGAUUCAUCAUCUUGAUUAUGCUUUUCGGUUUCGCUCAUCAAGGGCUUUUUGAUAGAUCCAAGUGUUGUAAUCAAAUUUUUGCUUCUUGCCUUGCUGGCCUAUCUAACUUGUGCCAACUGAUAGCUUCUACUUUUAGUUAAAUCUUUCGUAUCAUGUGUUUAUGUCUAGAUUGACUCCUGGCAUUCUUGUGAUUAUCUAAUGAGAAUGAAGUUUCAUCAGA